Molecule: messenger RNA, 1023 nt
Organism: Cannabis sativa
Lineage: Eukaryota; Viridiplantae; Streptophyta; Magnoliopsida; Rosales; Cannabaceae
Exons: 9
Coding region: 146-874 (242 amino acids)
Cellular component (GO): chloroplast stroma
Source: RefSeq, a predicted model, not a curated record
UGGGCUUUGGACUCUCCACGUACGGACAGUCGUUUUCUUCCCGCCACGAACAAACCAUCUAUUUACCAUUAUUGCCACUCAAAUGGAUAACGGAAAGAUAAAAUCGCCGAGCACACAGUGAUGAUAGCUUCAACUCACUCAAGCCAUGGCCGCUCUCUCAAAUUCAAUCGGCCUCGCCACUUCUAUUCCAUUCCUCCGUACUACAUCUCCCAAUCCUACUCGCUUCAGACCCACCAGAAUUUCCUGCGUUGCAUGGGACCCAGAGGGCAUUUUAGGGCCUCCACAAACGGGCCACCUCGCUAGGGUGGAGUUCAAGAGACGGCUUGAGAAGGAUGCCGAAGCUCGGGAAGCUUUUGAACAACAAGUUCUUGAAGAGAAAGCUCGCCGUGCAGCUCUCCGUCAAUCUCGUGUGGCCCCUGAUUCUGCCGCUGGGCUUAUUGAGUACUUUCUUGAUACUGAAGCACAAGACAUCGAGUUCGAGAUCGCAAGGUUGAGGCCAAGAUUGACGAAGGAAUUUUUUUCACAUGUACAACUAGAGUUGGGUCAACUUCGGUUUGCAGUUCCUAAAACUGAGGCUAUGGAAGAUAGAUUAAUCGAGCUGGAAGCUUUGCAGAAAGCUCUGCAGGAAGGAACAGAGGCAUAUGAUAAAAUGCAAACUGACAUUGUAAAAGCUAGGGAAAACCUAACAAAAAUUUUGACAUCAAGGGAUGUAAAAGCAACUUUACUGGAGAUGGUCGAGCAGAAUGCACUUAAUAGAUCCUUAUUGACUCUUCUUGAUGAGAACAUAGCAAAUGCGCACAGCGGGGACCAGAAACAAGCAGCAGAGUUCAUGGAAAAAGUUAGGGGAGCGGUUCUUAAGUACAUGACAGUUUAAUUAGUUUACAGGCCAGCAACUGUGAAUUUGGAACACUGUGAAAGUUAUGCUUCAAUCAAUUUGAUGUUCUUUCCAAAUAAAAAAAACAAUUUAGUGUAAUGAUAUAUAAUAUUUUUUUAGAGGAAAAUAAAUUAUUAUUAUUAUUAUUA